This is a messenger RNA of Penicillium lagena, 1611 nucleotides long. RefSeq names its product Peptidase S12 aminopeptidase DmpB domain C. The transcript has a single exon. Gene Ontology annotation, molecular function: aminopeptidase activity. The record is from RefSeq and is a predicted model, not a curated record. NCBI's taxonomy places the organism in Eukaryota, Fungi, Ascomycota, Eurotiomycetes, Eurotiales, Aspergillaceae. Bases 1 to 1611 code for a protein of 536 amino acids.
AUGACCGUCAACCAGAAGACCGUUCAGGAAGUCAUUGAGACUAUUCCGGAAAAAUAUCGCGGACCGGGUGGUGCUAUUGCCGUUCUGCAGGAUGGCAAGCUCGUCGGUCAGCAUGUCUGGGGGUUUGCGGAUUUAGACCAGCGGAUUCCCUUGACACCGGAGACUCAGAUGCCUAUUUGCUCGAUCACCAAGCAGUUUGUUUGCGCUGUGUUGCUUGAUCUGGAACGCAAUCCUACGCCUGCUAUUGCUGCUAAGGGAGACGUGCGGAAGCAGGUUACGGAUAAGUUGGCAGAGUUGCUUGGUCCGGAGAUCAUUCAAAAUAGCGGCUUGACACUCGAUAACUUGUACGACAUGCAAUCGGGUCUGCGCGAUUACUGGGCCAUGACCACUCUCUGGGGUGCUCAUCCGGAACAGGAGUUCUUGGUUGAAAGAGAUUGUCCGCCCAUGCUUGCUCGGACGAAAUCUUUCCAUUUCAAGCCCGGAACGGAAUACUCCUACUGCAAUGUCAACUUUCACAUUCUCGCACGAGCCCUUGAGCGCGUGGCUGGGGAGCCAUUGGGCAAGCUGAUUGCCGAUCGAGUUCUCGCUCCAGCGGGCAUGACUACUGCGCUGCUCUGCCCUCACACCGGAAAACACCCAGGACCGUGUGUGGGCUACGAAGGGGACGAGAAGCGUGGAUUCCUGCCGGCCCCCAACCGCAUGGAAUGGUCUGGAGACGCGGGACUGGUGGCUUCGCUCAAUGACAUGAUCGCCUACGAGAAGUUCCUGGAUCGCAGCUAUUCCGAUCCAAAUAGCUGGUAUCGCGCCGCCACUGAGAAACCGACUUUUGCAGACGGCACCCCUGCACCGUAUCAUUAUGGUCUAGGCCUCUCUAGCUACUCUGGCGUCGACACUUGGGGUCACGGUGGCGGACUGCGCGGAUAUCGACUGCUGCGCCAACAUGCACCAGCCGAACGAGUUUCUGUUUUGGUCAUGUUUAAUCACGAAGCCGACGUCGGGUCUCCGACGGAGGAUAUUUUAAGAGCAAUUCUCAAUCUACCACGGCCCGUGGUCCCUCCCGUCAAGCCUGCUGCAGAAUGGGUGGGCACUUUUCUUGAUAAAGACACUCAGUUGGCUAUUACCGUGGCCAAUGGUACGAAGGAAGGGGAAAUCUCUAUCAGCUAUGCCGGUCACCCCGAGACUAUCAAGCUGAGUGAUGCGCAUCACGGCAAAUCUCCCAGUAUGACCGCGACAAUCGAGGGUGAUUCGUUGCGCAUUCAUCGGUUGAAGGAGAACCGCCAACUCGACGCUCGACGGAUCAUCCGUGACGAGAAAUUCAAGGAUGCAUCUCUGCAGGGUGAUUAUCAGUGCGCUGAAAUCGAGUCCACUUUCCACAUUGUUGGCGAGGGAGCUAUGCUGUAUGGAUCCUUCGAUGGGUAUUUGGGCCGUGGUCCUGUUAGCACGAUGAAAUACCUGGGCGAGGAUGUAUGGGUGUUUGUUUGUCCUCGGGGCCUGGAUGCGCCAGCGCCAGGGGACUGGACUGUGGUUGUUCGGCGUGAUGCGCAGGGGAGCGUGGCUGGGGUUACGAUUGGGUGCUGGCUGGCGCGACGCGUGGAAUUCACCCGCAUGUAA